GGCUGCCUGGGGCGCGGGGCGCGGGGCGCAUGGUCGGGAGCGCACGGGAGGACAGCGGAGCCUGGCUGGCGGCGGCUGGCGGGAACGGUGGGAGCGCCGAGCCUGGCCGCGGAUUUCCGCCUCGUGCUCAGCGCCCGCCCAGGUCCCCAAACUCCUUGGACUCCAAGAUGGAAUCUGAUUACUUGAAAAGGUGCUUUGGAAAUAGCCUGACCCAGGCAUUGGCAGAGAUAGCAAAAGUUCAGCCCAGUGAUCCAAUAGAAUAUCUGGCUCACUGGCUUUAUCAUUACAGAAAAAUUGCAACAGACAAAGAAAAGGAUAGGCAAGAGAAGAUCCAGCUACAUGAAGAAUAUCACUGUAGCCUGAAGGAAAAGGAAAUGAUGGAAAUUCUGAAACAAGAAGAGUGUCAGAUACAACAGAAAUAUGCAGAGUGUCACAAGGAACAGAUUUCCACAGAGAAGGCCACAAUCAUGCAGGAUAACAAAAAACCUUUUGAGAAGGGGGCCUUGGAACAAGAAUCCUUGCCAGAUACUUUUGAUAGGAUUCCAACAGUGCCUCAACGGAGUUCUCCUUCAGAGUCAGCCAGCCAGACUUAGCAGACCUUUGACACACCACAGAAGACAUUUCCUCCCGAAGUUACUCUUCAAAUGCCUCCUCGCUCCAAAUCCCCUCCCUAGAGGAUCAGAAUGGAGAGAAUUUGAAGGAUUUCUAUUAAUUCUGCAAGCCAAGAAAAUGAUUAACAAGAUGAGCUCUUGCCUACACCAAGACUUGAGGGUCUGUGAAAAGGGGUGUCAGAAGGUUCUCUCCAGCCCAAGGACUGGUCUGCUAGCCAGGAAAUCCCAAAAUCAUGACAAAAGUUGCACUAGUUGUAGGAUUAAAUCAAUUCACAAUAAGGAUCAAAACAAGUGACAAAACUGAUGAGACUUGUUUUAUUAUUUUGAUUUUUUAGAUUACACGGUAAAACGCAUCCCAUGAGCUCGUGCCUUAAUAUCAGCUGCUUUUUGUAAUCAGGCCUCUUGAGAUAUUUGCACAUGUCCUGGAGACUUCCUAUGUCACUAAUAGUAGGUAGUUUUUUUUAACUGUUAAUCACUAUCUUUAUGUUUUUCUACUAUGAUAAAAUACACAUAAUAUAAAAUGUACUCUUUCUCCCAUUCUUGAGUUUCAGUUCAGUAUAUUACGUGCAAUCAUAUAGUUGUUAACCAUCAACAAUCGCUGCCAAAAACUUUCCAUCUUACAAAGCUAAAAUCUCAAGCCUAUUAAGUAAUAACUCCCUAUUUCAUCCUCUGCCUGUACUCUAGAAAUGGCCAUUCUGCUUUUCUGUUUCUAUACUAUCCUGAGUAUCUCAUAUAAGUGGAGUCAUACAGUAUUUAUCUUUUUGUAACUUAUGUUAUUUAGUAUAAUGUUCAUCCACAUUGUAUCACGUGCCAGGGUUUUCUUCCUUUUUAAGGCUGAGCCAUAUUCCACACUGUGUAUGGACCACAUAGACUGUCAGUCUGCAUUUGACCACCACACUCGUGCGAUGUGUGGAAUAAAUAAGAAGAAAACUGAAGAAAAAUGGGUCAUUGAUUAAGUGAAGAUACUAAGAGUUAGGAGUGUGGGAAAUCCAUGAGGGUGGUCAGGUUUCUGGCUCAAGUACCAUGGAGUAUAGGGUGACUUUUCCUGCAACAUAAAGGAGGAGGAGCGUGUGUGGACAUGCUGAGUAUGGGGCACCUAUGAAUAGAACAGUUGUGCACAAACGCAGCAGGAAGGUAUUAUACACAGGAUGUGUAAGAAGAGGCGAGAGCUUCAAGGACCAUCUUAGAAUUCUUUCUACUGUACACACGACUCUUCAGAAAGUAGUAAGCUGCAUCAGAGAUAUACUGUGAAAGGGUACUGUAGGAACUGGGAGGCAGUCAGUGGCCAGAGUUGAUGAGGACCAUGCCGUGGAGGAAUCCCCCCAUGAGCAAUGAUGAGAAGACGCUGGGAGGAGACCACCUGUGGAACGAUGCAACUUGAUAUAUGGGCUGUGAUGAGCCACAUAAAUAGGCAUCAGCUGAAAGGCAGUGGCAGGCCUCUGCAUGCUAGGAUCUCUGCUGGGCCACUCUGGCUCCCUUCCCUUCCUUGAAAGAUGGAGAGACUGAAGCAGGGACCUUACAUCAAGGGAGCAUGGGUAUAGGAACUGUGCUGGCAGCUCAGUUACCCCAAGGGUCAGCAGCAUCUGCCCUCUGCUGUCUUGGCUGCUACUGAGAUAAACACCAUCAAUCCAGCCAACUCUGCUUCUGAUGAUUCUUAAAUUACAUUUUUCACUGACUUUGUAAUUCUGGAUUAUAUAUUGUUGAAUUGUCAUGUAGUUGUCCAUAAACUAAAGACUGAACUGAGAAUGAGUGA
Messenger RNA from Cavia porcellus (domestic guinea pig), 2364 nucleotides. RefSeq names its product DPY30 domain containing 2 (gene Dydc2). Lineage: Eukaryota; Metazoa; Chordata; Mammalia; Rodentia; Caviidae. The record is from RefSeq and is a predicted model, not a curated record. The transcript has 4 exons. Gene Ontology annotation, cellular component: Set1C/COMPASS complex. Bases 30 to 593 code for a protein of 187 amino acids.